AUGGAGUCCGUCCUUCAUGGUGUCCAGGACCUCGUGUUGAGGUGCCGCUCGCUCUUCCGGUCCCACGGCACGGUGAUCGUAGUGACUGGUGUGGCCUCGUUGCUGGCCUUGAAAGCUCUAAGGCUCAUGAGACACGUGCGACUGUUUAAGUUCCUUCCUAUCCUUGGUUUCAUCCCGAAGUCGUUGGAUCACCUUUUCCAUGCCGCAGAGAUUUACGCUGAUACGUACGGAGAUGUAUACUAUAUGAAAACUCUUGGAAGGGACAUUGUGGUAGUCUCUGAUCCUGAGCUCAUCCGUGAGGUCUUAAAUGCCCGUCCAAGGACCUACAUCAAACCCUUCAAUAAGCACAAGAUAAUGCCCAUGGAGGGAAUGUUCAAUACGGAAGGCGAGGCUUGGAAACGGAACAGACGAUUGGGUGCACCAGCCUUCAACGACAGUAACUCUGUGGCUAUGAUUCCCGACAUGUCCAAGAUCGCUUUGAGACUGAUACGCCAGUUGGAGCGCCUCAGUCAGGAUGGUCGUGAGCUGUUGGCGCUGUUAGAGCCCUGUGACCUAGAGUUCGAGUUAGAGGACUUCCCGGGAACACGACGCGCAGGAGGCAUAGGGAAGGUCAUCGGAGACCAAUCCGUCCAUACGACUAUCAUCAUCGACAUCGAGGACACCCUCGUCCGGAAUAUCGUCGUCUUCUCGGAGAGCUUCAAGUUUUAA
This is a messenger RNA of Perkinsus marinus ATCC 50983, 708 nucleotides long. Its product is annotated as cytochrome p450, putative. Gene Ontology annotation, molecular function: heme binding; oxidoreductase activity, acting on paired donors, with incorporation or reduction of molecular oxygen; iron ion binding. The coding region runs from base 1 to 708 and encodes 235 amino acids. The transcript has 5 exons. The record is from RefSeq and is a predicted model, not a curated record. Lineage: Eukaryota; Perkinsozoa; Perkinsida; Perkinsidae.